AUGAUAUUAAACAUCAGUGGUAUGAUUUAUCAAUGUCCUUAUAAUAUACCUCCUAAAAAUCUUUCUAUUCCUUCUAUUCACUUAAAACAAGUGACUAUAGUUGAUCAAAUAUGUGUAACAACAAGUGGAAUUUAUUGA
Molecule: messenger RNA, 138 nt
Organism: Cetraspora pellucida
Lineage: Eukaryota; Fungi; Glomeromycota; Glomeromycetes; Diversisporales; Gigasporaceae
Source: the annotation of a GenBank genome assembly